AUGCAACAUCCGAUUCUGCGCUAAAGCGAAGCUUUAACAAUGGCAGUGAACAGUCCAGGCGGCUACCCGCCAUUGUCCCCGAAACCCCUAACACCUAAGAGUCCCCGCCACUUUAUAUUUCCUCAAAAGAGCCCUUCCAUCACCUCCAGCACUUCCUCCUCAGGAUACUUCACUCCGCAAUCUGGUUGCAGCUAUGACAAACAUAACCCCCCUCCCAAAUCUCCCAUCGCUCACGGCCACAGAAGUCCCAUGAGUCCGAGACACUUCAACUUCCCUCAAAAGUCACCAUCGGGCCGCUCGAGUCCCUGCAACUUUGAUAGAAUACCUCACGGUCUACACUACACCACCUCUCUCAAACAUGUCCGCCGAGAGAAGUCCAGAUCUCCAAAGCCACCGCCUGUACACAUCCAUACAAACCCCGGCUAUGUAUCUCCUAAUAGAGGCAGAAAACUGUACGGCUCGACUUCCACAGUGAGCUCUCCUCGACUGGUCACAUCUCCGAGUAUUGUAUCCAGUCAUACUGAUGACUCCACAGACGCAAUGCCUGGUACUCCAUCCGCGAUAGUACAUGACGCGGAUGACGAAGCAACCACCACUUCAUCAAGGAUCUGCCGUAAAUCCACUUCUGAUCUCACCGAUUUAACGGACGAUACGCCGUGCACACGGUCGACCAGUAUAAGUAGACCUUGCUCGCCAAUGCGCCGGGGCUCCAUGAAAGGUGGUCUCGCUUAUCUGGCCAGUAGACGAGGAUCGAGGGAAUCCACAAUGUCAAAUUGUGAUUCUGUGGAGGACAUUGGACCUUUGAACUUCCAGAAUACGAUGCGCGGACGUCAGAGACGGACCUCAAACUUCUUGGAAUUACCAGUGGUGGAGCACGCUCGGCCGCGCGUUUGCUCGCUACCAGAGAAGCCGUACAACCCGCGUCUGUCAGACGACUUGUACCGCCUGCGAACCUUUUCCAUCACCACUAAAGGCGGUGUCGUCAACUGCGGUGACUCCAUCUGCAACCGCCGCAGUCGCUCUAAUACAUCCGUCAACUCAACAAAUAGCAGGGCUUCUGACAGAUCACCGUUUGAUGGGUCGUGCUGCUCCGGCUACCGGCCCGUAGACUCCGGCAGCUUGACCACCCCUGACGAGGACGAUCUCGAUCCGAUACCGAAGUACCGCGUUGUGUUGCUGGGCGACGCCGGCGUGGGCAAGACGGCGCUAGUGUCGCAGUUCAUGACCUCAGAGUAUAUGAACACCUACGACGCCAGUUUGGACGACGAGUUUGGUGAGAAAUCUGUGUCGGUGCUGCUCGAUGGUGAAGAGUCGGAGCUCAUUUUUAUCGAUCAUCCCAGCACCGAGAUGUCGAUAGAGAACUGCUUAUCAACAUACGAGCCGCACGCAUGCGUGGUUGUCUACUCCGUGGUGGCAAGGAGCUCGUUCACGAGGGCGGCAGAGCUGCUGCAGUACUUGGCCAGGGAACAGUUCACUGUCGAUAGAACUGUUGUCCUGGUGGGCAAUAAAGCGGAUCUGGCACGAGCGAGACAAGUCACUACCAAUGAGGGUAAAGCACUGGCAACAACAAAAGAUUGCAAGUUCAUAGAAACAUCAUCCGGCAUUCAGCACAACGUUGAUGAGUUGCUCGUCGGGAUUCUAAAGCAAAUAAGACUUAAAGAGAACAGAGAUAAAAAGCAAGCCAAGAAAAUCAGCAAGCAGGAAUCAAAGUCUGCGAAAAUGGCAAGUUCCCGAACUCACAUAUCUUUAAACAUUGCGAGAGAAUUGCUACAGAAAAUUUGCAUCAACGAUAUCUCCAAAUCAAAAUCCUGCGAGAAUUUGCACGUCCUUUAACCGAUAGUGCGUAUUCGAUUGAUAAAUAAACGGCUACAAAGAGUCAUGUUUUGCGAAACAACUUUAUAAGC
This is a messenger RNA of Papilio xuthus (Asian swallowtail), 1904 nucleotides long. RefSeq lists its product as uncharacterized. Lineage: Eukaryota; Metazoa; Arthropoda; Insecta; Lepidoptera; Papilionidae. Bases 40 to 1833 code for a protein of 597 amino acids. The record is from RefSeq and is a predicted model, not a curated record. Gene Ontology annotation, cellular component: plasma membrane. The transcript has 8 exons. Gene Ontology annotation, molecular function: calcium channel regulator activity; GTPase activity; GTP binding.